Molecule: messenger RNA, 1245 nt
Organism: Theobroma cacao (cacao)
Lineage: Eukaryota; Viridiplantae; Streptophyta; Magnoliopsida; Malvales; Malvaceae
Product: acidic endochitinase-like
Biological process (GO): carbohydrate metabolic process
Cellular component (GO): extracellular region
Molecular function (GO): chitinase activity
Source: RefSeq, a predicted model, not a curated record
ACCUGCAAUUUCAGACCAUUCCUUCCUACAUUUGCAAAAAUGGCUCGGAAAUCACAAACCAUAGCCUUGCUCAUCUUCUUCGUAGCUGCAGCACUAAGCAAAACCUCUUAUGCCACUGUCAUUUCCACCUACUGGGGUCAAAAUCUUUAUGAGGGAACCCUGAAGGAAGCAUGUGACACCGGAAUAUAUGAUAUCAUAAACUUAGCUUUCCUUAACGUUUUUGGUGGCGGCCAAACUCCGUCUCUGAACCUUGCCGGUCACUGCGACCCACCAAGCGGCACAUGCGUCAUAUUCGGAGAACAAAUAACAUAUUGCCAGGGACUAGGAAUCAAGAUAUUGCUUUCACUUGGUGGUGCAGCGGGUAAUUACUAUCUAAGUUCUCAAGAUGAUGCCCAAAGUGUAGCAGAUUAUUUAUGGAACACAUUUUUGGGAGGAAGAACAUCUGCUGGUCCAUUAGGAGAUGCCACGUUGGAUGGUAUUGAUUUUGACAUAGAAGGGAUUUCGAAUUUGUACUACGAUGAUCUUGCCCGCUUCCUUAAAGAAAAAAGCGAAAGCGUCUACUUAUCUGCAGCUCCUCAAUGUCCAUUCCCUGAUUAUUAUAUGGGGGCUGCCAUUGCUACUGGCCUUUUUGACACUGUUUGGACUCAAUUUUAUAAUAAUCCCCCAUGCCAGUACAGUGAUGGUGUCACCGACGACCUUAUAAACUCAUGGAAUCAGUGGACUACCUCGAUAAACGUGACGAAUUUAUUUAUGGGGUUACCGGCGGCUGAGAAUGCGGCUCCUUCUGGAGGGUAUAUUCCAGUAGACAAUCUAAUUUCUGAUGUUCUUCCGGUGAUAGAAAGCACAGCCAAAUAUGGAGGCGUAAUGCUUUGGAGUCGAUAUUAUGAUGUGCAAACUGGGUAUGGUGCUUCUAUCAAAUCUUCUACCCUUGGGGAUGGCUUAGUGUCCUCUUCUUAAUUAAUAAGAGUUUAGAUGAUGGAGCUGGAAGUAAUCCAGUUUAAAUAAAUGUACUCUUUAGGACGCCUGCUGGAUUCCAAUCCUGUUUGGUCUUUCAGCAAUAAGUAAAUAAAUAUUAUGUGGUAACCUUUCUUUCUUGUUUUUUCCUUUCCUUUUUAGUUUUGUCCUUGAACAAUAAAUAUUGAGAUCCUUCGAUUGUAUAAUUAUCCAUGAUUUGGAUUUUAUGUAUUUAAGUCUCUCAGUAAAUUUGAUAAUAAAUGUAAUGUUAAAUAAAAUAUAAAUUACUUU